UUCAACGAUAUACCCCCUAAAGCUUUUGUCUGAAAUAAUAGUUCUUUCUUGACCUUUCAUUAAGAUCUAAUAAUCGAAGUAUGAUAUACUCUUUCCGUGGUUAAAGCUCUAACCUUGGUGUUUAGAGAUUAGAUCUGCUUUUGUUCAAGGAAAUCCUGGAGUAUUUUUGGUCAUAGCAAAAGCUUCUGAUUGGUUCCCUCUCAGCACAUGGCGUCAGUUGUGCCUGGCUUUCCAAUUACCAACACAAAAUAGAAACGCUUCCAAUACGCCACCAAUACAUAUAUUGGUGUGGGCAAGAUGAUACUGACAGACUUUAGUUAGAGCUGAGGUAAGAGGGCAGCUCACCAUGCCGAGAUCUCUCCGCCGAUUGCAGAGCUUGGAAGAGGUAGAAGAAGAAAGAGAAUAUCUCUCUGCGUCCGAAGAAGAGCUCAUUGUGGAAUCACUUCCUGCGCGCAUACAAAAAGCCCUCGGUCGAGCAGGUAGCUGGCUAAAUCUUGAGCCAAAUAUAUUUGCACUGACGUCAAAUCGUACCAACCAGAUGACCAAGACACACAAUGAUUUGGAUGCAAUUCUUCAACUCCUCCAGGAGAAAGAGAAAGAUCUGGAGUUGGCUGCUAGUAUUGGGCAGUCGCUUUUGGAGAGGAACAAAAACCUAAUGCAGAAGACAGAGGCCAUGGAACAAUACUUAGAAAAAUCAUUUGACCAGGAGGAUCAACUUCGUCAUGAGAUUGUGAUGAAAAAUGAGCUGUUGCAGAAGUUUUUGAAAGACCAGGAAGAUCUCUACUAUGAUGGCAGUCAUACAGAUGAUGAGCAGAGAAGCUCUGAUGGUUCUUGCAAAGACGACUCCAUCACAAAUCUUCGCGAAAAGUGCAAGCUCCUUGAGCAACAUAAUUCUCAUCUCAUUCUUGAGGCUCUAAAGAUCAAAGAAGAUACAGCCUCUGAAGAGCAAAAGGAAAGACAACUUGUUGCAGAUUGUGUCCGACAAAUGAUGGAGGCCAAGGAUCACAUCACUUCCCUCACUGAUGAGAUUUCCAAGAAAGCUGAGGACAAUGUUCGUCAGCAGGAAGAGAUUUCUCAGCUGAUUAACACUGUGGUAGAUCUGCAGAACCGCCAUAAACAAUUGCACCUGGAUAAUGAGGAGUUACAAGCUCUGCUAAACCUCUCCCAAGCCAGUCAAGAUGAUCUUCAAGCCAAGGUUGCUGAUUUACAGCAAAAGUACGAGGAAUGCUUUGAGAUUCUCAUGGAAAAUCAACAAGAGAUGAAAACCAUUAAUAAGAAAAUAGAAACUCAACCUCCAACCCCAGCAGAAGAAGGUGCUAUGGGCGGGCAUCAUGAUUCUAAAGGCUCCAUUGCACUCGAAAUCGAAGAAAGUGUAAAGCGUGACUUGGCCCAUAUCCACGAGAAGAGGAUGAACCUCGCACGUGUGCUGCAAACCGUCCGCAACAUCAACACACCGAGAAAUAGAAAGCCAAAGAAAGCCCCGUCCGUACAGCCACGGCUAGUUCAGAAGGGGGAUGGUUUCACCCCGCCCCCAAGCCUCCCUACUGCUGCUUCAGAUCAAUCGCUGAGCUCAUCCGAUGAGGCAGCCUUGGAUUCACGGCACUCGUAUGCCAGGCGUUCAUUUAGAAAACCAGAAAAACUACAGAUCGUGAAGCCCAUGAAAGGUUCCGUGACGUUACAUCAGUGGAAGAAGCUGGCAUCACCCACCAUGAGUCUCGAGGAGACCAGGCCUGGCGUACACGUGAAGGGUGCCAUCCAAGGAGCUCUUCAGGGCGAGAAGCAGUCUGGUGAACACACUUACGACGACACAGACGACGAAGAUGCUCCGAUCACGUUACGCGCCGACCGCAUGGAGACAUCCACUCCGAACGCAACAAGAUCAACCGAGACGCCGUCACCAGAGACAUCUGGAAGCCCACGACUCGAGCCGCCUCGCACGCUCGCACUCUCCUCCAUUGUCAGCGAGAAGGGAUUCAGUGCUAAGGAGUCCACUACAGCGAGUAUCCUAGCACAGUUACUCAGCUCGCCGUCUUCUUCCGCCCCAGAGAAAUCCUCCGUCGGCCAAGUCCUUGCUAGCGUCCUCCAGAAGGCAAGCGAGGAGGCUUCCACCAAGGAGCCUAAGCGCGCCGAGUCUUUACGAAGCCUGGCCAAUUACUUUAGCGAGAAAGAGCGCAUGGUCAUGCCAACUGAACGCACCAUCCCUGAAGACGAUAGCCCUCCUGUCAGUCCCCCUGUCCUGCCUCUACCCUCCACCGGAAUUACCGGCAGCAUCUUUAGUAGAAUCUUAGGCUCGAGUAGCAUAAGUAUGAGCCUGCCGCCCGCAAGACCAGUUACCACAACUGCCAGUUCUACUCCCAAUGUGCUUACCACUUCGUCGCCAUUGCUGCCCCGGGCGGGGUUCGGCCGCACUGCCAGUGGUACUAACUUGAAGGGUCUUGCAGAGAGUUUGUCUUUCCCUGAUGAAGAAAAGCGCCGCAGCCUUGAUGUAUCAGGCCUUCAUUUUCCUUCGGGUACGUCUGGGCUUUAUACAGAAGGGCCUACAGCGAGAGUGCCUGCGUUGCGGCGGAGAGCAAGUAGUGGAGAUCUUGAAAAGAUGGGCUCCAGUAGCGGCGACCAGCUGUCGAGCCCAGGAGCUUUCGGCGGACGACUUUCCCGUGGCUCCAGCAGCGGAAACCUUCAGGAUCUGUCCAGCUCCUCUCCAGACAGCAGUCCAAAUGCUGAUGUCGGAUUUUUCGGUCGGCUUAAGCGAAGGCCUAGUCUUGGAAGUCUAACAGAUAUAAUCCAGAAAUCAAGCAUCAGUGCUAUGCCGAUAUCCGGUCCGCCCCGAGUGCAGCGGGCAUCAAGUAUAGAUUCCGCCGCAGUGUUCCAACCGAGCCAGCGAUCGCAGUCACCUACAAGGCUGGAGCCUGGUUUCGGGUCUUCCGAUUCCGCUCAGAUCCCAGCUCCGUCGACUUCUUCGGGUUUCUUCUCCGGUUCCCGACUAAGCUCUCUUGCCGGAGUGCGCGGGAUGUGGUCUCGAGGGGAAGCGAGCUCGUUACCCGGUGCAGCUCCUGCCCAUGCACCGUUUGGAGCCACACGAUCAGAAGAUAGACUAGAGAAGAUUAAUAAAGCAUUUGCACUUGAGGACUUCGGGGGUAUGGGAUUAAUGUCGUUCUUUGGGGGCAAAACGCAGAAUUCUAGUCCACCUAAAUGAUCCUUUCCUAAGGAUAACUGAGGUUUUAUUUGUAAAAUUGAUAUAAAUAUUCACAUCAGUUUUUAAAAUGUAAACUGUGUAGAUAGUGAUUGUUUCGCUUGCCAAGAUAGUCACGAAUUCGCCUCUCUGUCACACAAGUUUCCAUUGUGGCAACUGCCGCAAUGGUGUUCGGUAGUGGAGUACUUCUAAUUAUUAUUAAAAUUUUUAAGUCCCUUUUGUAAAGAAUUUGUAGGCGGUAAUCGUCGCAAUGGUCAGGUUUAUACUAGGAAAUUAAUAUGUAUUUUUUUCUAUGUUCAUAUUAUUUAUUGUAAUGAUGGUUGCCAAAAAUAAAGGAUAAGAAGUUAUAAAUAAAAAAGGUUUUACCGUGGAUAUCAAUGUAGAUAGGCUAUAAAAUAAACGGGAUUCCAUUAUUCGGUAAUAUCGAGUAAAGAUUAUUUUCAUAAAAUUACUUUAUUAUGGUGUUAUAUGUUGACCUGUUUAUGUGGGAUAGUUUGAGAGAUUAUACCAUCCUGCAUUAUUUAUUUUUUUGUUAAAAGAUUUAAAACGGCGAUAAAGAUAAAUAAAGGUGAUAUGCGUGUA
Molecule: messenger RNA, 3772 nt
Organism: Nematostella vectensis (starlet sea anemone)
Lineage: Eukaryota; Metazoa; Cnidaria; Anthozoa; Actiniaria; Edwardsiidae
Product: trafficking kinesin-binding protein 2
Exons: 17
Coding region: 347-3193 (948 amino acids)
Source: RefSeq, a predicted model, not a curated record